Stomoxys calcitrans (stable fly) is the source of this 1515-nucleotide messenger RNA. RefSeq names its product trimethyllysine dioxygenase, mitochondrial-like. Gene Ontology annotation, molecular function: trimethyllysine dioxygenase activity; iron ion binding. The record is from RefSeq and is a predicted model, not a curated record. Gene Ontology annotation, biological process: carnitine biosynthetic process. NCBI's taxonomy places the organism in Eukaryota, Metazoa, Arthropoda, Insecta, Diptera, Muscidae. The transcript has 4 exons. Bases 457 to 1428 code for a protein of 323 amino acids. Gene Ontology annotation, cellular component: mitochondrion.
UCUACAUUCAGACAAUAGAAUUGAAUAGGCAUUAGGGAAAUUUAGUUUAGGCAUUGAAGUGAAUUAAUUGUCUUAGGCCGAGUUGGUGGGUAUCCAAAGUUCAGCCAGGCCGAACUUAAUGCCUUUUUACUUGUGUUCAUAUACAAAAUAGCUAAACAAAUAUAAAUAUUUGCUAAAAAGGUUUCCGACUGAUAAGAAAAACUCUGGUUCCAGCACCAAUUAUGAACAAAAUGUGUCUACCACCAACAAAUUAUCAAAACAAAGUGUCUUUGCUAAAAGCGAGUACGUUAUCACAACAGCUUGUCGCCUCGUCUUUGUAUAAAUAACCCAAAUGUUUGGAUUCUGCCCUAAGUCGGUGAUACGAUUAAAGUGGACUCCCGAUGGCUAAGAGAUCAUUGUCGCUGUUCCAAGUGCUACAAUGCCAGAACGAAACAAAGACUUUUCAAUUUGGUGGAUAUGCCCAAGGACUUGAAGGCAAAGGAUUUAAAAUACACAAAAGAUGAUAGUUUUCUGGAGAUAACAUGGCAUGAUGGUCACGUUUCCGAAUAUCAAAUCGAUUUCAUUGUUUCUUCGCAACAUGACAGAUUUCUAGAAAAAUUGGAAAAAGACACCACCCGAACCCUAUGGGAUGUACCCACAAUUGAGAAGAAUAAAAGCCAGCUAUAUUUUAAACUUGGAGAUUUGUCCACCUCUGACGCAAUGGUUAAAGAUUUGAUGGGCUCCCUAUAUCGCUACGGCUUGGUAUUUAUUACAGAUGUUCCGGCUACAACUACUAUGACCGAGAUGGCAGUAAGACGCGUAUUCCCCCUAAUGAAGACGCUGUAUGGAGAGAUGUUUACAUUUGCCCAAGAUUAUCUGCACGAUGAUAUUACCUAUUCGCAUGAUUACAUUGGUCCUCACACAGAUCACACCUAUUUUUGUGAUGGUGCAGGUCUACAGGCCUUGCACUGUGUGUUACAUACCGGUGAAGGUGGUGAGAAUUUCUUUAUUGAUGGUUUACAAGUCGCUAAGGAAUUACGCCGCAGAAAUCCCAAGGCCUUCGAUAUACUCUCAACGGUUCAUGUGCCCGCUGAAUUUUUCGAUAAGGAGGAAUGCCAUAGAUUUUCAUCGCCCACGAUACGUGUCGAUCCAGUGACAAAUGAAAUUGUUCAAUUCCGUUUGAAUUUGUACGAUCGCUCGGUAUUCGAUACCAUACCGCAAACGGAAAUGCGUGGUUUCUAUGAGAGCAUGCGUGAAUUUUUGUCCAUUGUGCAUGAGCCUCAACAUUGGUGGCAAUUGAAAAUGAAUCCUGGCACUGUGGUAAUCUUCGAUAAUUGGCGUUUAUUGCAUGGACGAUGCGCAUACACGGGCCAACGUGCCAUGACCGGAUGUUUUGUUCAAAGAACUGAUUUCCUGAGCAAAGCCCGCUUGGCAGGCAUCAUUGAAUGAGGUUCUAUGCGGAAUAUGAAAUUAGUGAAAUUUUUGUGUACAAAUUUUUAAAUGCUUUAUAUAUGAAUAAAUAGGAAAUUAAAGAGA